Procambarus clarkii (red swamp crayfish) is the source of this 1242-nucleotide messenger RNA. The record is from RefSeq and is a predicted model, not a curated record. NCBI's taxonomy places the organism in Eukaryota, Metazoa, Arthropoda, Malacostraca, Decapoda, Cambaridae.
AUGCUGCAUCUUUUUCAUCGCAUAAGCUGCCUCUCGCUCUUCACGCUGAAGCUGUUCCUCUCACUCUUCACGCUGAAGCUGUGCCUCUCACUCUUCACGCUGAAGCUGUGCCUCUCACUCUUCACGCUGAAGCUGUGCCUCUCACUCUUCACGCUGAAGCUGUGCCUCUCACUCUUCACGCUGAAGCUGUUCCUCUCACUCUUCACGCUGAAGCUGUUCCUCUCACUCUUCACGCUGAAGCUGUGCCUCUCACUCUUCACGCUGAAGCUGUGCCUCUCACUCUUCACGCUGAAGCUGUGCCUCUCACUCUUCACGCUGAAGCUGUGCCUCUCACUCUUCACGCUGAAGCUGUGCCUCUCACUCUUCACGCUGACCGAGUGGCAUACCCAAAAUGGCCCACUAGAUACUCAGAUUAGUCGGCGAAGCUUCAGCGUCCAGGCAAGCUCGGCAUCUCAGCCAUUUAAAACAAAUAGAAGCACUGGCAGCAGCACAGGCAAGCAAGAAGACACAGACAGCGGCACAUGCAGGCAAGAAGACACAGACAGCGACACAUGCAGGCAAGAAGACACAGACAGUGACACAUGCAGGCAAGAAGAUACAGGCAGCGACUCAAGCAGGCAAGAAGAAACACAGGCAGCGAAACAAGCAGGCAAGAAGAGACACAGGCAGCGACUCAAGCAGGCAAGAAGAGACACAGGCAGCAACACAAGCAGGCAAGAAGAGACACAGGCAGCAACUCAAGCAGGCAAGAAGAGACACAGGCAGCAACUCAAGCAGGCAAGAAGAGACACAGGCAGCGACACAAGCAAGCAAGAAGAGACACAGGCAGCAACACAAGCAAGCAAGAAGAGACACAGGCAGCAACUCAAGCAGGCAAGAAGAGACACAGGCAGCAACUCAAGCAGGCAAGAAGAGACACAGGCAGCGACACAAGCAAGCAAGAAGAGACACAGGCAGCAACACAAGCAAGCAAGAAGAGACACAGGCAGCAACUCAAGCAGGCAAGAAGAGACACAGGCAGCAACUCAAGCAGGCAAGAAGAGACACAGGCAGCAACUCAAGCAGGCAAGAAGAGACACAGGCAGCGACACAAGCAGGCAAGAAGAGACACAGGCAGCGACUCAAGCAGGCAAGAAGAGACACAGGCAGCAACACAAGCAGUUUAAUGUUCCCAUGAAGACCACUCGAGACGCUGGCACCCAGGUAUAUUCUGGUGUAAAUGAUAUGCCAGAAUACGUCUAA